AAUUGUUAGUACAGUCUAUCUUGCUUGCUGCAAGUCCUCCCUCUGCUGAGACAUGCACUCCGGUGCCGCGUUCCUUUAUUUUUUUUUCUGUCUUUUUCAUGUUUUCUUCCUGUUGUUUUUCUUCUUAAAUGUGUAAAGUGAAGAGUUCCUCUUCCCCCCUCUCCCUUUCCACUGCACAGAACAACCUCCCGUUGAUUACACGCUGGAACUGUUGCUACUUUGCCAGAGGGGAGAGUGAACCUGUGCCUGCAUGCGUGUAUGUGUAAAAUAGACAGAAAAAUGUCAAUGAACAGCAGGAAAAGUUCUGGGAGACCGUCCUACUACUAUCGUCUGCUCCGGAGGUCACGACUUCAGAGACAGCGAAGCAGAUCCCGGAGCCGGAACAGGCCGCUUAGUAGGGAGUCCCCCCCCGAGAGGUGUGGACAGAGGCGCACGAUGCCCAGCGGGGUGGCGGAGCGGAACCCCACCAUGGAGCCUGCAGCCACAACGCCCUUCCGCGUCACGGGGUUCCUCAGCCGCCGGCUUAAAGGCUCCAUCAAAAGGACAAAGAGCCAACCGAAGCUCGAUAGGAACAGCAGCUUCCGGCACAUCUUACCUGGCUUCAGGAGCGUGGACAAUGAGAGAUCCCAUCUAAUGCCGAGGCUGAAAGAAUCGCGCUCCCACGAGUCUCUGCUCAGUCCCAGUAGUGCUGUUGAGGCUUUGGAUCUCAGCAUGGAGGAAGAAGUGGUCAUCAAGCCGGUCCACAGCAGCAUCCUGGGACAAGACUACUGCUUUGAGGUGACGACUUCAUCAGGAAGUAAGUGCUUCUCGUGUCGUUCUGCAGCAGAGCGAGAUAAAUGGAUGGAAAACCUGCGGCGUGCCGUGCACCCAAAUAAGGACAACAGCAGAAGAGUGGAGAAUAUGUUAAAGUUAUGGAUUAUCGAAGCCAAGGACCUGCCAGCUAAGAAAAAGUACUUGUGUGAAUUAUGCCUGGAUGAUGUUCUUUAUGCACGAACUACCUGUAAAUUGAAAACUGAUAAUGUCUUCUGGGGGGAGCACUUUGAAUUUAAUAACCUCCCAUCGCUCAAAAACAUUACGGUGCACUUAUACAAAGAGACUGACAAGAAGAAGAAGAAGGACAAGACCAAUUUCAUCGGACAAGUGAACAUCCCUGUGAGCUCUGUCACGGGCCGGCAGUUCGUGGAGAAGUGGUACCCUGUGGUCAGCCCCAACCCUGGGAAGGGCAAAUCCCCGGGGCCCAUGAUCCGCAUUAAGUCACGCUACCAGAGCAUGAGCAUUCUUCCCAUGGAGAUGUACAAAGAAUUCGCCGAGUACAUCACUAACAACUACAUGGUGCUGUGCUCAGUGCUGGAGCCUUCGCUGAGUGUGAAGAACAAAGAGGAGAUGGCGUCUGCGCUGGUGCACAUCCUGCAGAGCACAGGCAAGGCCAAGGAUUUCUUGACUGACCUGAUGAUGUCUGAAGUUGAUCGCUGUGGUGAGAAUGAGCAUCUCAUUUUCAGGGAGAACACACUGGCCACCAAAGCAAUCGAGGAAUACCUGAAGUUGGUGGGACAGAAAUACUUGCAAGAUGCCUUAGGGGAAUUUAUCAAGGCUCUCUAUGAAUCAGAUGAAAACUGCGAGGUGGAUCCCAGUAAGUGUUCAUCCUCAGACCUCCCUGAACAUCAGAGCAACCUGAAGAUGUGCUGCGAGCUGGCCUUCUGCAAAAUCAUCAACUCCUACUGUGUCUUCCCAAGGGAGCUCAAAGAAGUUUUUGCCUCGUGGAGACAGGAGUGCAGCAACCGUGGCCGCCCAGACAUCAGCGAGCGACUGAUCAGUGCCUCCCUGUUCCUCCGCUUCCUCUGCCCAGCUAUCAUGUCCCCUUCCCUCUUCAGUCUCCUGCAGGAGUACCCGGACGACCGCACUGCGCGCACUUUGACCCUCAUUGCCAAGGUCACCCAGAACCUGGCCAACUUUGCCAAGUUUGGCAGCAAAGAGGAAUAUAUGUCUUUUAUGAAUCAGUUUCUGGAGCAUGAGUGGACCAACAUGCAGAGAUUCCUACUGGAGAUUUCCAAUCCAGAAACCAUCUCAAACACAGCUGGCUUUGAAGGCUACAUUGACCUGGGCCGGGAACUGUCCACUUUGCACUCGCUGCUCUGGGAAGUCAUUUCUCAGCUGGAGCAGAGCACUGCAACAAAACUUGGCCCUCUGCCGCGGAUCCUGAGGGACGUCAACUCGGCGCUCAGUAACCCGGCCUGCGUGCAGGUCUCAGUCACAGCUGAUCACACUGCAUCCACACCCAGUGCUGGGAACAGCAUCUCUGCAGGGCUGCAGAAAAUGGUGAUAGAGAAUGACUUAUCUGGUCUGAUAGAUUUCACACGGUUACCAUCUCCAACCCCCGAAAACAAGGACUUGUUUUUUGUCACAAGGUCUGCUGGGGCCCAGCCCUCGCCUGCCCGAAGCUCCAGUUACUCAGAGGCCAAUGAGCCCGACGUGCAGAUGUCAAAUGGCAGCAAGAGUUUGUCCAUGGUGGACUUGCAGGACAAUCGGCUCUUGGACAGCGGGGCCAACGCGCCCGGCGCUGCCGACUCCCUCAACGACAGUCAGUCGUCCCUGGGGCAGUUGCAGGGCGUGUGGACCACUCGGACUCAGCAGAGCAGCAUGGCGGGUAUGGCCACAGUGCGCCGCGUGGGCCAGACGCCCACCACGCCGAGCGGUGAGAGCGCGCCCGGCCGGCCCCAGCUGCUGGCCCCGCUCUCCUUCCAGAACCCCGUGUACCAGAUGGCCGCCGGGCUGCCGCUCUCGCCCCGCGGCCUGGGCGAUUCCGGCUCCGAGUGCCACAGCUCACUCAGCUCCCACAGCAACAGCGAGGAGCUGACGGCCAACAAACACGGCUUCGCCGGCCCCGCCGCCAGCGAGGACUUCACCCGCCGGACGGGGGAACUGGCCCGGCGGCAGCUCUCGCUUUCAGAGAAGGGUGGGCAGCCCACCAUGCCAAGGCAGAACAGCGCGGGACCGCAGCGGCGGAUAGACCAGCCACCGCCGCCGCCACCACCGCCCGUCACCCGGGGCAGGACGCCGCCCUCGCUGCUGAACACGGUGCAGUACCAGCGGCCUUCCAGCGGCAGCAUGAUGUCCUCCUCACCCGACUGGCCCGGCAGCGGGGCCCGUCUCCGGCAGCAGUCCUCCUCCUCCAAGGGCGACAGCCCCGAGAUGAAGCAGCGCACCAUGCACAAACAGGCCCCUUCUCCUGUGAACCCCAGUGCCCUGGACCGCACUGCUGCUUGGCUUUUGAAUAUGAACAUGCAGUUUUUAGAAGAUGAAAGCAUUGACCCAGAUUCCAAGCACAGGGAUAAGCUCAGGAAUAAGGACGAGCUCAGCCAAGCAGAAAAGUACCAGCAGGACCUGGUGGUGCUGCAGGACAAGUUGCGCAUCUCCAACAAGAAGCUGGAGGAGUACGAGACACGCUUCAAAUGCCAGGAGGAGACAACGCAGAAACUGAUGCUGGAGUACCAGGCCAGGCUGGAGGAGAGUGAGGAGCGGCUGCGGAGACAGCAGGAGGAUAAGGAGAUCCAGAUGAAGGGCAUCAUCAGCAGGCUGAUGUCAGUUGAGGAGGAGCUGAAAAAAGACCAUGCAGAAAUGCAGGCUGCCGUGGACUCCAAGCAGAAGAUCAUUGAUGCACAGGAGAAACGCAUUGCUUCAUUGGAUGCUGCCAACGCACGGUUAAUGAGUGCCCUUACUCAGCUGAAAGAGAGUAUGCAUUAGAAAAAAAAAGAGCCCAUUUUCUGGAAUACUGUCCUCUUUAAAUUGGGAAUGAGCACUGCAUGGAAAUUAACCGGCCUGAAGAAUGUAAAACAUGGUCAUAAGGGAGUAACCAACAGGAACAGCAGCCACCACCGAGAGCCCCCUUGUCAGGAGCACUGUGCAGGCAUAAGCCAGGAUUAGACUUUCCUAACUGCCGAGACACGCAGCCCCGGCACACACAGACGUGUUGCUCAGCGGAGGGGUCUCCUCCUUAACGGGGGAUUGUGCCGCUGACCCGCCGCCACGGUGUUUGUUGGUUUGUGGUUGUCCAGUUAGUCCUUCACGACUCCCAGUCUCAGAGCAGGUCACUCGGACCGAGAGCCAGAGAGAUUUCUCUGAGACACGGAUGACAGUGUACAGUGUACAGGACAUCUGCCUAUUCCUCCCAUAAAGGUUAACACACUGCUGACCGCCUGUCCCAGCUCCUCCUGCCACGUGUAAAUGUACAGUCAAAGGUACUAGGACGUUCACUGAGCUCUGCACAGCUUAGGUACCACCUGCAGCCUGAGCAGGACGUGAUGUGCCAUAAGCUCUGCACUGCCAUGCUGCAAGGCUCACUAACAGCAUCUUUCCUCAUGCAAUUGCUUUCAAAAUUUAAGAUGAUUUUUUUUUUUAAUUUUUGUAAAUGUUUGUCUGUUGCCUGGAAGCCCUGGGCCAAGCCUGGUGCGGCUGCAGCUGCUGCAGCUCCGGUCCUCGGAGGAGCGAACGCAUUGCUCUGCACUGAGGGCUCCACACCCCACCAACGCCUGCAGAAUGGUGCAAGUGCUCAGAGACCCCAAAAGGAGCUCCUCAGAGAAAAGUAAUCACUAAGUGUUUAUGCCAAGUACAGCAUGUGGAGAAUAGCACAGAUGUCUUUGAAGAACCUGACACAGCUGACAAGGUUACAACUGGAGUAAGACCCAGACAGGUUAGGAAUACACAGGGUUAUGUGAACAGUUUGGUUCAUACACAUAACUCCUGCUGUUGUUCUUUAUAUACAUGAUAAGAACCCUGCUAAAAAAGACAAUUAAGCUGCUCCUGCCCUCAGAUGUAUUUUUAGAGUCAGUUGUUUCUGAGCUCCAAAAUACUGGUGUUGGGAGAGAUGGAAAUUGUUCAACAUAAAGGAAUGGAAGCACUACCAGGGCCCAGGGCAGACGCCCCACAGGCAGCGCUUCCAUUUGUAUGUGAACAAAAUCUGGGGGUGCAGUCAGUGCCCUCUUAAGAGCUGGAAGAAAGACCCACCCCCAGCACAGCUGGUUAGUGCUGAAGCAAAGUGCAGUAAAUCUGCUUGCCCCCAGCCAAGGCACUGCUUUUAUACCACCGUUCCCCUUGUUGCUUUAUUUCUCCCCAAGAUCUGUCAGAAAAUCCUGGGUAACCUCGAAUGUGCGCAUCGCUGAGCACAUCACUGAGCACAUCACUGAGCACAUCACUGAGCACAUCACUGAGCACACUGUCCUGCUGCAACAGCAGGCUGCUCAAGUCCUUCUGCAGUCAGUCACUAAAACAUAAAACCUUCCAAGUUCCAGUGCCAAUACCUUCUGGAGUUGCUCAGUUUCCUAAGCCAGUAUGAAACAGAAUUCCAAGUAGAACGAGAUCUUUUUACAGUGGAGCUUCCCCAUCCCCUUGUUCCUGCGUCUCCUUAUUCUGCAAGUAUCAACAACUGGACCUAAGUACAACCCUCCCAUGUCAAGGUUUGGGGAAUAGGUUCUAAGAUCCAGGCUCAGCUCAGUUCUGUUACUUCUGUUUGUGUUUCUGUUAUUUAUAAACUGUACAUUUUUGUGUGUGUGUGUGUGUGAGAGAGUGGCAGUGCCAGGUGCCCAGCUGCAGCCCCAGCCCUGAUGCCUGGCGUAGCAAUAGAGGCAAUUAAUCACAGGAGGUGCUCACAGCACCGCAGCAAAGCAACCACUAUGCGUAAUGUUUUGUGACCUGCUCCGUUUUCUUUUUCAUUCUUGCGCUUUACUAAAAUAAGAGGCUGUUCUAGUGCAAACUUGUCAAAGUGUAAACAAGACUAAAACACACUCAGAUUUUUAUCUUAAUACAAGUCUUAAUAUUUUUUGUAAAUGUUUUCAGUGUUUACUGUAACGUAUCUAUCUCACUAACGGUUGUAUAUAGUAAUUUACUUCUGGUACUGCUUAUUUGGUCAAGAUUUGGCUGUAUCUCACUGCUGUUCAGCAGAGGUGGACUCCAUCUGGCAAAUCUGGAUCCAGCCCCAGGUUAUGAUUUCAGCCUCCUCACUACGAGGGAAGGAGGAGCAGCCAGGGAUCCAGGUUUGAGGUUGGCCCACCUCAAGAAUUCUGUUUUAAGAGUUAUGAUUUGGGGUUUUGUUGAUCUGUAGCAAACAAUUCUGGAAAAAAGAAAAAAUGAUGAAAACUUUGUGUAAAGGGGGAUUAAAUGGACUGAAGGAUACUCUGGGGACUCUGCAGUCCCAUCCUUUUGGACAGGGAUUAUGGCUUAAAUGCAGUGCCAACUAACUGGAGGACUCAGGUCCUUCCCCAUGCCAAUUAAUACUACAGCACAGUCACCAGCCCCUUUUGCACCAGAUUAAGCAAAUCCUGCUGCCAUCCAAAGAGUCCUGUGUCACUCUGCAUUGUCAUUUGAGUCUGGUUGGUUUUGUUUUCUGCUUGUAAAGCACUGAUUGCACUGUGAGAACAUGCUGAGUCCGCCGGCCUGGCAGCCAGCCCGCAGGUCGCAGGACAUGGGUUCUGCUGUCAAUAUUCCCAAAGGGAGAAGGGACACAAGUGGACCUGAGUGAGACACCACGGUCUCUGCUGGGAGAGCAGCCCCCAAAUUGCAUCCAGCGCUGAGAAUGCUCAUGGGCUCCUCCUGUUACUUAAAUCCAUACCAACGUGCAACAUAAGACACACUAAGGUCUGAUCCAGGACUCGCAGCACCCUGCCCAGCGUGGAAAGUGCGGGCUCACAGCCACCACCAUUCCCCAGCCCCAGAGGACACUGCUCAGCCACAAGGCUCAUCUCUGUGGCCCUGUGCUGCUCGGAUCCAGCUGAGCCCUGGGCCAGCCCUGCAGGGCUAAGUGGCACCUUUUCCCUCGAGGAAUAUCAGAGGGAGGGGAUGGGGGAGCGAGAGAUGACAGAAGCAUGGGCUUUCCAAACCAAAUCCAGUCUUGAGAGCAUCGUACAACAUUCAGAAACAAUCAUGCUUGGAAAAAGCACUGACUUCACAGGUUACCUGAGCUGUGACAUUGCUGUAAAUUCCACGUGGUUCUGCAUCAGCUGCCAGCACCCCAAAGUGCAGUCUCCAUGUUCACAUAUUCCUUUAUCAUACAUCACUGUGUCUUAAGAUAUACCUCUCUCUGUAUAUCUGCUUAAGCUGAUACUUGUUCCUGAUAAGCAGUCGCUAUGUUUUAUAUCCUCUUAUAAAGAAAAAAAAUCUUUUUGUAAGUAUGUUUAAAAACAAAAAAAAAUGCAAAGUGGAAGUGUUUGCUGAAUCUCCUUCAGCUCCUUUUAAACUAUGUAAUAAUGUACAGAGAAAGUUGUUGGUGUUCAAAGAAAUGAUGUGGCCGUGCAAUUUAUGUACAUUUGCAAUUAGAAAUAUUAAAGAUUUAUUUAGAUAUUUUA
Molecule: messenger RNA, 7334 nt
Organism: Lagopus muta (rock ptarmigan)
Lineage: Eukaryota; Metazoa; Chordata; Aves; Galliformes; Phasianidae
Gene: DAB2IP
Product: DAB2 interacting protein
Exons: 17
Coding region: 259-3741 (1160 amino acids)
Biological process (GO): regulation of GTPase activity
Source: RefSeq, a predicted model, not a curated record